Molecule: messenger RNA, 2302 nt
Organism: Microplitis mediator
Lineage: Eukaryota; Metazoa; Arthropoda; Insecta; Hymenoptera; Braconidae
Gene: eIF2Bepsilon
Product: translation initiation factor eIF-2B subunit epsilon
Exons: 1
Coding region: 112-2100 (662 amino acids)
Cellular component (GO): eukaryotic translation initiation factor 2B complex
Molecular function (GO): translation initiation factor binding; translation initiation factor activity; guanyl-nucleotide exchange factor activity
Source: RefSeq, a predicted model, not a curated record
ACAGUCGUUACAGCCCAUCAGUUACCAGCUUUGUUGAUUUAAAGCGAGUUAACCUAAAAGCUAAACAGUUAUAAAAUUACAUAAAUAAUAAAAUAAAAUAAAAUAAUAAAAAUGUCAACAAAGCGCGGAAACGUGAAAUCAAUACUUGACAACCAGCAAUCAGUGCAAGCGGUUGUAUUAGCUGACGAUUUUAACACCAGUUUAUUAACACCUCUGCAACAUAUUUUUCCAAGUAUCCUGACUCCAGUUGCUAACAUAAAUCUACUUGAUUACGUCGUUCUAUCACUCAUACGAUCUGAAAUAAAAGAAAUAUUCAUUUAUUGCAGCAGCCAUAUCGACCUCAUAAAAAAUUAUAUAUCAAAGAAAAACUACGACGACAUAACAGUAUCGCUCAUAAUAUCUGACGGGUGCAGGUCACUGGGAGACGCGCUGAGGGACAUCGACACCAAGGGAUGGAUCCGCGGGGACUUUGUUCUGAUCCGCGGCGACGCGUUUAUCAACACAAAUUUAUCCAACCUUCUGAACAGACACAAAGCAAAAAAAGACAAAGACAAAGGCAUCGCCAUGAGCAUCAUCUUCAGGGACGUCGGAAGCUCCAGACACUCGACCCUCACCAACGAGUCGUGCUUCUACGUGGUAAAUAAGCUGACAGACAAGCUGAUUUUUUACAAAAAACCGGAGGGACACGAGAAGAAACUAAAGUUCGAGUUGAACUGGUUCCUGGACCACGAGCAGAUCGAAAUAAACACCGGGUUCAUUGACAGCCAUGUCUACAUGUGCUCCCAAUCGGUCCUGUCAUUAUUCUCCGACAACUUUGACUUCCAGACCAUGGAGGAUUUCAUCCGAGGGGUUUUGCUCAACGAGGAGAUCCUCGACUCCAGAAUAUACAGGCAGGUUCUUGAUGCUGAUGCUUACGCGCUGCCGAUAUCUUCCUGGCCAGCGUAUCAUACUCUGACAAGAGACAUUCUUCAGCGGCAAAGUUAUCCACUCACUCCUGACAUGCUGGCUCCUUUAAAUGACAUCAUAUAUUCAUCAAAGAGCACUUACAAGUACAAAAACUCCUGCCUAGCACGUGGCUGCAUCCUAAAAAACGACACUAUUGUCGGUAGCGACAGCCAGCUUGGCAACAAUACGCUGGUGAGUCGCUCGACAAUUGGGAAUAAUUGCACUAUUGGUGACAAUGUCGUCAUUGACAACUCAUAUAUUUUAAAUAACGUCACUAUAAAUAAUAAUUGUCAUAUAAAAAAUACUUUUGUCAUGUCAAAUUGUCUUCUAGAAGAGCGCACCUGUGUGGAGACUUGUAUUUUAUCUCAAGGACUGCAGGUUCCAACGGACAAUUAUUCAAAUUGUAUUUUAGAAGCGGACAAGGGGAAAAUAUCUGCCGUGGAGAUGGCGGACUACGAGGACGGUGAUGGUAAAUUUUUGUACUUCAAGAAAAUAAACUCGGAGACUGGUGUCGAGGAUGAUGACGACGACAACGAUAAUGAUGACGAUGACAGCUCGGUGAUGGAAGAGAUCAGCAGCAAGAGAAGCGGACAGUCACCUGAUGAUAUACCAGAUGACACUCAUAUAUUUUUGACAGAAGUAAUUGACAGUCUGCUGAGGGCCUACCAGGACAAGCUCAACUGCGAGAAUAUAAUCUUGGAGAUAAACUCGUCUAGGUAUGCGUACAACGUUGGGAUACGGGAAGUUACGAACAAUGUCAUCAAGGCGAUUUUGCUGCUGCCCCUCCACUACUUGAGAGAGGAAAAAAUUUAUGUCGACAAUGUAAAUUACCAGAAGACACUCAGGGCCAUGAUAAAUUACUUCACCCCGAUUAUUUUAAAUUACGUUAAGACUGAUGACGCACAGGAGGAUUGUCUGAGCGCGAUCGAAGAAAUUUCUGACAGCAAUGAAUUUAUUUUGAACUUCGCUCAGCAUUUGUUUCAUCUCUUUUAUGACAAAGAUAUUUUAAGCGAAGACAAAAUUAUCGAAUGGUUCAAUAGAAAUGAUGAUGAUGAUGAUGAUGAUGGAAUUUAUAAUGAAAAAAUUCGUAAAGUUCUACAGCCAUUUAUUAAAUGGCUGAAUGAAGCCGAAGAAGAUUCUUCUGAUGAAGAUUAAUUACAAAUAUUCAUUUUGUAAUAAUUAUUGUUAUAAAAAAAAGUAGGAUACGAUUCAUUCGCUUAUUUUUUAACCGUAAAAAAUUUACUCAACAGAUUAAUAAAAAUUAUAGAGCGAAUUUAAAAAAAAGUGGACUACUUAUUAAUGAAUAUAAUUUUUUUUAUAAUUAGUAUGUAAUUAUAAAUAAAUUUAUUUAAAGCAA